AUGAAAUUUAAAUGUGCGAUUUGUGGGAACGUGUUGGGAAAAGCCGAUGGAAGAAGCUCGUCCCUGACGAAGAGUUUCAACAUGAUUCUGUUAUUGUGUCACUCAUUGGCCGGCGAACGGCAUAGUGAAAGCGCACGUACUCUGGCUGAGUCCAUUACAAGACACAACAUAAAGAUAUGCCACGUUCACGCAGUUCACGCGGCUCAAUAUUUGGCGGCAGAAAUGGCGCUGGCCGGGAAAAGAUUCUCACACUUCAGAGAUCCCAAAGCUCAUGGGCGCACAGCGUUUGUAACUGAUCUGGACAUCCCUAAAGAUAUAGUAUCGGUUUUGAAUACCUUGGCAAAAGGUAGCGUCACGAUCACACCUCGUGAAGUCAGCAAAUUUCUCAAUGAUGCCCUGAAACGUUACUAUUCAACGCCCUUCUGGCCCGUUACGGAACAGGAUGAUCGGGUCUACGUCAAAAGUGAAGUUGUCGAAGCUGAAGAUGAAUGGGAAGCAGCGAACGCAAGCACUGCCGCCGAUGGGUCGACGGCAGAAGAGGAUAACGAAGAACCCUCUCUUUGUCCUCCUGAAGUGAGUGCAAAGGACUUGCUAGGUGAUGAUCUGUCGGAGUGUUGCUCUGACACAUUAGAAAAUGCGUCGGAGAGCUCCAAGACGUCUUCAUCUUUUUUCGAACCCGUGAUCCGAAAGACUGAUCCCGAUGUGUUCGAUCGGUAUUUUCUUGUGAAAGGAUCCCAGCUAAUGGAGUUGUUUCAAUUCUGUCCUCGAUGUGGAUGCCGAUUGAAUGGAACGGAAUUGGUCGGUGUCGGUGUUGCGGCCGUUGUGAAAUUCGUUUGCAAAGGGUGUAGCACUGAUACACCAAAUGUGCAAUUGUGGAAAAGUCAAGAACUUCCAGUAAACCACUCUAAGGAGAGAACUUGA
Messenger RNA from Ostertagia ostertagi, 921 nucleotides. The record is from the annotation of a GenBank genome assembly. NCBI's taxonomy places the organism in Eukaryota, Metazoa, Nematoda, Chromadorea, Rhabditida, Trichostrongylidae.